CCCUUAACCACGCGACCCAGUCUAGACUCUCUCCCCUCGCUGUCAGUAUGGCAGCUCACGCUGGUCCUCCUGGUCCUUCGAAUUAUUAUCAUUACCCUUACGGUAAUGUGGCUACUGGGCCAUUUCCUGGUCAAUAUCAGCGAUAUCAGGCUGCAGUACCAAUGAAUGGACACAUUCACCGACCAAUAUUUCAUCCUCACUACAAUUAUCAUCAUCCUCAUCAGCCUGCUCAUUAUGUUCCGAGGUCUAGUUACUGGCAACAACAUGGCCAGCAGCCGCUUUCUCCCUUACCAAAACAACUGUCAACUCUUCCUUCUCUUCAAUCCAGCGGCGAUCAGAUCGGAAAUCAAAAUAUAGAACCCGAGGAGACGCCUAAUCCAACAACUUCGCCUCCUUCUUCACCCAUGCCUAGCACAGAUCCAAAACUAGGUGGUUGGGUCAUUUGGUCAAAACGUCCCACAGAUCCAUCUACCGCUCCUGGUAUCAUCAUAUCACCUCUAGCUCAUCCUCCUCGCGAUGUCAUUCAAUAUGCACUCGAUAUUCCAACCCCCCCUCCAUCUCCUACACCCGUCAUUAUAGAUCUAUCAGCGCCAACCGUGCCUUCUGAUCUCCCAGACAGUACAGAAUCAAAUACGACUCCUCCGCUUUCCACAGCAUUUGAUACACCUGUGCCCGGCUCACCGGAUUCUACUAAUACUUCACUUUCUCUUGCAAAGGCUCCCGAACAACCUGAAGAGAAGCCUUGGGAGGAGGCCACGUCAUCCAACGCCGAACUAGAGCCUGAGCUAUCAUCCACUGAUCACGUAGAGGCGCCUAAGCUAUCCGAAUCUGAUACAGAACCUUUUACGUCUGCCGCUGCGCCUCCCUUAUCUGAUGCAGAGCCUUCUGCGGCUAACCCAUCCGAUGUAGAUUCUUCUACCUCCACCCCAUCUGCAGAAGCCUCCACGUCAGCCCCCAAACCCGCGCCCGCGCCAGCCCCAAAGCCCGCCGUAUCAUGGGCCUCUCUCCUCCGCAAACCCGGCCCCUCCAACCUCCCCGCAUCCUCUGUCGUAGGCUUCUCCAUCCCUGCCUCUCCCCCUCCCCCAAACCCCACCUCCCAAAAGACACCAUUCCACCCCAAAAAGUCCGAGCUUCUGACCCUGCUCAACUCCGGUGGAUCAUCCGCAGCUCCCAUGCGUAUCAGGCCACGCGGCCUCGUCAACUCUGGUAACUUGUGCUUCGCUAACGCGGUGCUUCAGGUCCUUGUGUACUGUCCUCCAUUCUGGCGCUUCUUUGCGGAUCUCGGGCGCUUACUUGAGCCUACGGAGGAGUCCAAGACCCCGUUGGUCGAUGCUACCAUUCGGUUUGUAAGGGAGUUUAUGCCAAAAGAGAGGGUGCCUGUGGAGGGCAAGGGCAAGGGUGUAGAGCGCUAUGGAUCAAAUGGUCUUGUGCAUGAGGAAGUGGAUGAAGAUAUUAUGGAUUCGUUUAUGCCGACUUAUGUUCAUGACGCUUUGAAGGAGAAGAAGAGGUUCGAUCAUAUGCGCGGCGGACAUCAAGAAGAUGCAGAAGAGUUCCUUGGAUUCUACCUCGACACGCUCGAAGAAGAGCUCCUGACGCUCUCCUCGUCACUCGCUAACCCCAACCCAGUUCCAGCUCAGCAGAACCACAACGCUGCAGUGAACAACACGCAAGAAGAGGGCUGGCUCGAGGUGGGCAAGCGUAACCGCACCGUCCUCACGCGCUCUACAAAAACAGCUGACUCCCCCAUGACCCGUAUAUUCGGCGGCAAAUUCCGCUCCAUCCUCCGCGUACCACACCAAAAAGACUCUGCCGUUGUUGAAGACUGGCGUAGUCUACGGUUAGACAUCCAACGCGACACAAUCCACACAAUCAAAGACGCCCUAACGCACAUCUCCACCCCCCAGUCCGUACAAGUCACAUCUGUAACCCGCCCAGGUGCCACCCUCGAUGCAACUCAACAAGUAUACAUCGAAUCCCUCCCUCUGAUCCUCAUCCUCCACCUCAAGCGGUUCUUAUACGAUGCUAAUAAAGGGGGUGUUGCAAAGAUUGGGAAACAGGUCGCGUUUGCGCCUGAGCUGGAGGUCGGGAGUGAGGUGAUGGCACCUGGGAGGAAGGUGAAUGGGACGAGGUAUCGGUUGUUUGGAGCGCUCUAUCAUCACGGCCUCUCAGCCUCGGGCGGACACUACACCCUUGACGUCCUCCACCCCAACGUCGACAUGUCAACUCCACCCACAAAACCGCGCGAGGGGUGGAUACGCAUCGACGAUGAGCUGGUUUCGGAUUUGAGAGCUGAUGAUGUGUUUGGGAGUGGGGGCGCAGAGAAGGAUGAGACGAUGAGGUGUGCGUAUUUGUUGUUCUAUAGGAGGGUUGGGGCGGGGAGGGUUUAAGGUCUUAGUCUAGUGGGGGUAGGUGGUAUGUAGCGACGGCGUUAGAUUUUGAUCCUUUGAAUGUGAUGGGUUUCUUGUUUGGAUACUUUUUUUGGCAUUGAAUGAGUAUAUAUGCGCAUGCAUUAUGU
Suillus plorans is the source of this 2515-nucleotide messenger RNA. RefSeq lists its product as uncharacterized. Gene Ontology annotation, biological process: protein deubiquitination. Bases 48 to 2387 code for a protein of 779 amino acids. Gene Ontology annotation, molecular function: cysteine-type endopeptidase activity; cysteine-type deubiquitinase activity. The record is from RefSeq and is a predicted model, not a curated record. The transcript has 6 exons. Gene Ontology annotation, cellular component: cytosol; nucleus. Lineage: Eukaryota; Fungi; Basidiomycota; Agaricomycetes; Boletales; Suillaceae.